Messenger RNA from Xyrauchen texanus (razorback sucker), 392 nucleotides. Its product is annotated as protein-lysine methyltransferase METTL21C-like. Gene Ontology annotation, cellular component: cytosol; cytoplasm. Gene Ontology annotation, biological process: peptidyl-lysine methylation. The transcript is spliced from 2 exons. NCBI's taxonomy places the organism in Eukaryota, Metazoa, Chordata, Actinopteri, Cypriniformes, Catostomidae. Gene Ontology annotation, molecular function: protein-lysine N-methyltransferase activity. The record is from RefSeq and is a predicted model, not a curated record. The annotation marks the transcript as partial.
GUGCCUGGGUAACAGCCACAGAUCUGCCUGAUGUUCUGAACAACCUGAAAUUUAACCUUUCCCGCAACACAAGGGGCCGCUGCAGGUACACACCUCAGGUUGCAGCUCUGGCGUGGGGUCAGGAUGUGAAACGCAACUUUCCCAGCCCUGUCUACCAUUACGACUAUGUGCUGUGUGCCGAGGUGGUUUAUCAUCACAAAUUUGUAGACGAUCUAUUGAACACCAUGCAAUACUUCUGCAAGCCAAGCACCACCAUAAUAUGGGCAAACAAGGUGCGAUUUGAGUCUGACCUGCGUUUCAUUGAAAAUUUCAAAAACAUCUUUAACACCACAUUGUUGGAAGACAUCCCGCAAGAGGAGGUAAGGAUCUACCAAGCCACAGCAAGGAACUGA